UUAUCGAGUCAGUGUCUUCCUCGCAUCCAGAAACGACAGUGCAUUUUAUUUUUUAGUGUUAUGUCAAUAAUAAUAAUAGAAAAUAAUAAUAGUUUCGAUUAAGUGUUUUUAAGUUUUGGUCGUUAUUUUAAAUUGUUUCGAAAUUCGAAAUGUCGUGCAUAAUUCAAAGAUGAGACUUACUUUGUACUUUUGAAACUAAGGACGUUUUUAAAAAUUAAAUUUUAAUAAAAAAAUAUAAUAAAAUUUUAAGAUAAUUUAUUAAACUGUUAAUUAUUUAUAUUUCUUGUACACAAUAAUAAGUAGUUAACAAUGGGGUUUGAAUUUUCCCGAAGACAGUGGUUGACCAUAGUGGUGAUAUCGAUUGCAGACUUUUGCAAUGCAAUUUGUGUUGCUCUACAGGCGCCAUUUUAUCCUCAAGAAGCGGAGAACAAGGGCUGCACAGCAACAGAGUACGGGCUGGUGUUCGGCGUGUUCGAGCUGGUGGUGUUCCUCAUCAGCCCCGUGUACGGAUCGCACCUCAACCGCAUCGGGCCCAAGCUGCUGUUCAACGCGGGCAUCCUCACCACCGGCACCUGCGCCAUACUGUUCGGACUGCUGGACAAGGUGGAAGGUCACAUCCCGUUCAUCACGUUAAGCUUCGUGAUCCGCAUCGUGGAAGCCCUGGGCAACGCCGCCUUCCUGACCGCCUCCUUCGCCAUCAUCGCCAAAGAGUUUCCCAAUAAUGUCGCCACUAUGUUUGCGUCUCUAGAAACUUUCUUCGGUCUGGGCCUGAUCGUGGGGCCUACACUGGGUGGUGCGUUGUACAGUAUUGGAGGCUACACACUACCCUUCGCAGUGCUGGGUUCCGCGCUGUUCUGUGCAGCCAUCAUGAGCUGCCUCGCCCUGCCAAGGAACCACGAUGAUGAAGACGUCCGGCCUACAGGCCGUAAGUAUCGCCCGACCAUGUGCACAUUGUUAAAAGUGCCAGGCGUGCUGCUCGCUGCCAUCAGUAUUAUGUCCACCAGCAUGAGCAUCGGCUUCCUGCAGGCUACCCUCGAACCUCACUUAAGACAGUUCAAAUUCACGCACGUGGUGCUUGGUUUGAUGUUCGUGAUCAACGGCGGCGUGUACGCAGUGUCCGCGCCGGCGUGGGGCUGGCUGUGCGACCAGCCCCACAUCAAGCCCAAAUACGUCACCAUCAUCGGCUGCCUGUUCAUCUCUGGAGGGUUCCUGCUCAUAGGACCCGCUCCCUUCUUUAAUAUACCUACAAUAAUGUGGGUGACAAUCUUGGGGUUGGUACUCCACGGGCUCGGCGUUGGCAGUCAGCUUGUGGCUUCUUUUUCAGAUGCUUUAAACACUGCCAUUGCAAGCGGCCUCCCCAACUCGAUAGAGACGUACGGGCUGGUGUCCGGCAUGUGGACGUCCACGUUUGCGCUGGGAGCCUUCAUCGGCCCUACCGUCUCUGGUCUACUGUUUGACUCCAUCGGCUUCAGGAACUCCACGCUGUUUAUAUUCGUGCUCCACAUCUGUGUGAUGCUAGUAGUACUCCUGUACUUGUGGAGCAGUGAUCGAGAGAAGCUGGACGUGUCGGUGUCAGCCGGGGACCUGCUGCAGCUAGACGGCACCUUGGACGAGAGCGUGCUCAUCGGGGACAAGUACAUCUUGCCGCCACCGCGGGAGAAGAGCCACCGCUGCGGCAUCAGCGUGGAGCAGUCUCGCCCGCCAGCCAUGAACAGUCUGAUCGCGUGCUCCAGCUACAAGAACCGCCGUAGUCCUUGGAGCUCGCGCACACCCCGCUACAGACCCUCGUACGGCAGCCUCGAUAAUCGCUUCAGAGCUUCCAGUGGCGAAUAAAAUGUAAGAUUCCAAUUUUGUAGGCUAGAUUAGAUUAGCAGCAGUGGGCUGGGCAAAGGCCUCCCCUUCAUCUUUUCAUUUUCGCGGUCCUGUGCGUACUCCGUCCAGUCCCUCCGGCAAGCGUCCAAGUCGUCACGUCUGAACUCAUGCAAGUCAAAUUGACAUCUCACCUGAUGACGUAGCAGGCACACACGUAUCGAUAGGUUUAGUGCUGAGUAGGUAUAACUGACUUUUUUUACUAGAAUAUUUCAGAAUGUUCUCUAACAUUUCAGUUACCUAUUUGUUUCAAAUAAUAAUUGUAAUAUACCUCUAGUAUAACUAAUUUUAAGGUAAAGUUCCUGUUUCCUAGAGUAAGACAGAAGUAUGUGUGUGUGUUUUGAUCCCUGAUUUUAUUCUUCACUAUCCCUUCUCCUAAAAAAUAUUUAUGAGCAAUUAUUUUUUGUGUCUUAUGUUCUCCUAUUCUUAUCUUUUCCUGAAGGCGCUCUGUGUAGUGGUCGAUAAUUCACUUUUGUAAUGAAAAUUUUGGUGCAACAAAAAUAAUUAUUAAGUAUUUUUUAGUGCUGUAGUUGUUAUAUAAAAUGUACCUGUAAAUAUAGCAUUUUCAUAAAUAAAA
Messenger RNA from Pectinophora gossypiella (pink bollworm), 2446 nucleotides. Its product is annotated as MFS-type transporter SLC18B1-like. Gene Ontology annotation, biological process: transmembrane transport. The record is from RefSeq and is a predicted model, not a curated record. Gene Ontology annotation, molecular function: transmembrane transporter activity. Lineage: Eukaryota; Metazoa; Arthropoda; Insecta; Lepidoptera; Gelechiidae. The transcript has 10 exons. Bases 310 to 1833 code for a protein of 507 amino acids.